AUGGCGUUCAGCUACCACGACCACGCGCUGGCGAUGGACUCCGCGGCGGCCGCCGCCGCGGUUGGGGCUGCCGCGAACCCUAGUUUCGUCUCCGGAGUUGGUGGUGGCGUGGCCGCCGGGGGGCCCGGCUGGGAGAGGGAGAAGGCGGCCAUCGCGGCGCACCCGCUGUACGAGCGCCUGCUCGAGGCGCACGUCGCCUGCCUCCGCGUCGCCACCCCCGUGGACCAGCUCCCGCGCAUCGACGCCCAGAUAGCCGCGAGGCCCCCGCCCAUGGCGGCCGCCGCCGCGGCUGCGGCGGCGGGCGGAGCACACUCGGGAGGCGAGGAGCUCGACCUCUUCAUGACGCAUUAUGUGCUGCUCCUCUGUUCAUUCAAGGAACAACUCCAGCAACACGUGCGUGUUCAUGCGAUGGAAGCAGUCAUGGCUUGCUGGGAGCUUGAACAAACUUUACAAAGCCUUACAGGGGCAUCUCCUGGUGAGGGUACUGGGGCAACUAUGUCUGAUGAUGAAGACAAUCAGGUAGACAGUGAGAGCAACAUGUUUGAUGGAAAUGAGGGGUCAGAUGGAAUGGGAUUUGGUCCAUUAAUGUUGACUGAGGGUGAAAGAUCCUUAGUGGAGCGUGUCCGGCAGGAGCUAAAGCAUGAGCUUAAGCAGGGGUACAGAGACAAACUUGUGGAUAUUCGGGAAGAGAUAUUGCGGAAGCGAAGAGCUGGGAAACUCCCUGGAGACACUGCUUCUACCUUAAAAGCUUGGUGGCAAGCUCAUUCUAAGUGGCCAUACCCAACCGAGGAAGACAAGGCUCGACUGGUGCAGGAAACAGGGCUACAACUGAAGCAGAUCAAUAACUGGUUUAUCAACCAGCGAGCACUGCAGGUGAUGGCAACGCAGAACAAUCCUGGUAGCGCACAGUCGGGGAACAAAUUAUAUGUAAAUAAUGCUUCUACUGUGAAGAGUGCCAUCAUAUUUGUUGCUCCAGAAACGACCCUUCAGACCGGCGUUUCCUGA
This is a messenger RNA of Miscanthus lutarioriparius, 1005 nucleotides long. The record is from the annotation of a GenBank genome assembly. Lineage: Eukaryota; Viridiplantae; Streptophyta; Magnoliopsida; Poales; Poaceae.